Molecule: messenger RNA, 477 nt
Organism: Aspergillus fischeri NRRL 181
Lineage: Eukaryota; Fungi; Ascomycota; Eurotiomycetes; Eurotiales; Aspergillaceae
Exons: 1
Coding region: 1-477 (158 amino acids)
Source: RefSeq, a predicted model, not a curated record
AUGGUAGCUAUUCGCCGAGUGGAAGCGAGAGGGGAUGCGACUCUGUCCCGGAAUCAGCGCCGCAAGAGGUCCGCUCAAUUGCCUGUCGGUGGCCACUACCAGUGGGCAAGAGAAACCAUUGCCCAAAGUCCCCCGUUCAACGCAAGACAGAACGGUAUCGACCAGCGGGAUCUCCCUAGUGGAGCUUUUGUCGAUCCCAGUCCAACGCUCCCGGGGAACGGAGUCGACUUAGGAGCGAAUUUCAUCAAGGCAAUUAGCCUUACAUCGAUUAUCCAUCCGACACACCAGCAUGUACUGCCUCCGUUGCCGAGCCUUGACCAUAACUCAGGCAGUAAUUUUCUCAAGGUUGUGGACAUGCAAAGCUUUCUUCUCGAGAUCUGCCUCGACUUUGGACUGUCUUUGUCUACGUUUCAACUAUUGUACGUAUACCCAACAGGCGCUGCCCCGUGGAGAAAUCUAAUCAAAGCACUAGAGUAG